Molecule: messenger RNA, 3063 nt
Organism: Callorhinchus milii (elephant shark)
Lineage: Eukaryota; Metazoa; Chordata; Chondrichthyes; Chimaeriformes; Callorhinchidae
Gene: tbc1d20
Product: TBC1 domain family, member 20
Exons: 8
Coding region: 261-1448 (395 amino acids)
Biological process (GO): positive regulation of GTPase activity; endoplasmic reticulum to Golgi vesicle-mediated transport
Cellular component (GO): endoplasmic reticulum membrane
Molecular function (GO): GTPase activator activity
Source: RefSeq, a predicted model, not a curated record
CAGCGGCCGCUGUCGCCGCUGCCGCGUCGUCAUCGGUUCGAUUCCUCCCCUCGAAGCAUUUAAUUUAAUUCGAAAGAAAGAAUUGAAUAUAUACAGUACCCGAGUCUCACUCACACACACACAUUAAUCUAUAUUAGGAGGGAGAGAGAUAGAAGCGCCUCGUGAGCGAAGGCUUCGGGGAUUACGGCGGUGCGGACUGCGAUCGGGCGCCGGAGUCCGGGGUUAAAGAUGCGCCGCCCGCGCCCCGCCGGCCUGCACAGAUGUCUCUGAAGCGGACUCGAAGCAGCGGCUCGAUAAACGGGAUAGGAAAGCAAGAUUAUGAAUCAAAAAGAAAAAGAAAGGUAGCAGAAAUCCAACAUGCCUUGAAUAGCUCCCCGGUGGAUGUUGCUGCAUUGCGGAGGAUGGCUAUCAGUGAAGGUGGUCUUCUGACAGAUGAGAUCCGUAGUAAAGUAUGGCCAAAGCUUCUUAAUGUAAACACAGAUGACCUACCCCCAAAACCAGGACCAGAACUACGGGAAAACAAUAAAGACUAUCAACAGGUGCUGCUGGAUGUCCAGCGGUCACUCCGGCGCUUCCCACCUAGAAUGCCAGAUGCGGAGCGGGAGGUGUUGCAAGAACAGCUGAUCGAUAGCAUCCUGGUGGUGCUGAAGAGAAACCCCCAGCUUCACUAUUACCAAGGUUACCAUGACAUUGUUGUCACCUUUCUCCUGGUUGUUGGUGAGCGAAUGGCAACGGCCCUCGUGGAGAAACUUUCCACCCAUCAUCUCAGGGAUUUUAUGGACCCGACCAUGGAUAACACCAAACAUAUUUUGAAUUACCUUAUGCCAAUAAUAGAAAGUGUUAACCCAGAACUUCAUGACUUCAUGCAAAGAGCUGAGGUUGGUACUAUCUUCGCUUUGAGCUGGCUGAUAACUUGGUUUGGUCACGUGCUUUCAGAUUUCCGGCAUGUGGUUCGGUUAUAUGACUUCUUCUUGGCCUGUCAUCCAUUAAUGCCCAUCUAUUUCGCUGCAGUGAUAGUACUGUACCGGGAGCACCAGGUCCUGGAGAGUGAAUGUGACAUGGCUUCUGUCCACCAUCUCCUCUCCCAGAUCCCACAGGACCUGCCUUACGAGACCCUGAUAAGCCGUGCUGGAGACCUAUUCGUCCAAUUUCCUCCGUCCGAACUUUCCAAAGAGGCAAUCCAACAAGAGAACACCGCUGUCUCCACCUUCAAGGACUUUGAGCUGGUGUCUGCUCAGCAGCGCCCGGACGCUGUGCUCCGCCGGCGAUUGCGAGAACAGCCGCAGAGAGAGCGCAGGAGUAACAUAACUGCGGCCAGAACGGGCACCAGGCGACUGAUGAAACUGGCAGUGAUGGGACUGACUGUGGCGCUGGGGGCGGCUGCGUUUGCGGUCGCCAACGGUGCUUUGGAGUGGGCAGCAAAGUUUGAACUGCAACUUUUCCCUUGAGAAAGACCUUUUUAGCCACUUUACAGACCUCCCCCCCAGGACACUCUUGGGGAAGGGAAGGGGCCAUAGGAUUCUUUUUCAUUGUUGCCUUUUUACUUUAUAAUGUCUCAUUGAAGACAGCAAAUGGAUUCACGUACCUACUCAGUUGGGGGUAAGACUGAGCUUAACACUAACGUUUUUGACUGCCUUUUGUGAACGAUUAGCACCAAACGUAACGCUGCAAUAUACUAUAGAAAACCUUUUUGCUUUAGACCUUUUAUUUAAAUUAAAGCUUGAGGCUUCCAGUGCAUCGGAAACUCCCAACACACUGCACAGGACGUAUCUGAAGCCACGGUUGUCUCGAACAACCAAGUGACCAACCUUAGUCACAGGAUCACAAAGGGCCAAUGAGCGUGUGUAGGACGAAUUGGAGCCGGUUAUAGAGCUGCUGUUGGCAAGCCUAGAGUUUGUGUGGUGCAGGGGGAGUAACAAAGAAAUGUGCUACUCUGUUGACUGCAUGCAAACUGAUACCAUCACUCUUAUAACAUUACCUGAUCCAUAUAGGCUAAGCGUUAUUUCUUUUGCAGACUUUUAUGUUUUAUGGUGUUCUUCCUGCUUGCUCAACUAAAAGAUGUGGGGCAGGUGCUGUUAGGACAUCAUUUAUGCAGCACUCCCUUUUUAAAAAAAAAUAUAUAAAGGCGUUUUUUAAUCCAAAAAAAGAGCACAAAUGAAAGUGGAAGAUUGUUUGAAAUUUCUGCACUCCCCAAGUGGAAAUAAGGUCCCAGCACAAAGCUCCCAAUAACCUGUCACUUUGCUGCUGCCCUUGUUUUGGAGUCCAGGGAAGAGAAACAAAUCGCUGGUAUGAAGCUAGAUGUCAGUCAAUUGCAGAAGGCUACAGCGGUAAGCCAGUCCAUUAGUGAGCCCCUGAGUCUCCCCUCCUAUACCUCCCCUCUCCUCUUCUGCCUUUCCUGUGGAACGUGUCUUCCUCUCACUGUUCUAUUGAAUUCCUUAUGCACUAAAAUUACUCUAUUCCUCAAUCACAUGCACAGUGCAAUAACUUUUUUUNGCUUACUCGAAGAUAAAAUUAUUUUAAGUCAAAAAUAUUUCAAAGUAGUUCCUCAAUCACAUGCAUGGUGCAAUACCCUUUUAUUUAGCUUACUCACAGGCAAAAUCAUUUAAGUCACAAAUAUUUAUAAGUACAGAAUGCAAAUUCACCAAAAUCCAAAUUGGAUCUUGUCAGUACCAUUGCCUACCUCUUCACAAAUUGAGUCGCUUGCUAUUUCAUUGCAAUUAGUAAGAUCCAGUCAUCAAACGUACAGUUACCGGCUCAUUGCCAACUGUUUUAAUAAUGAGCCUGGAUGACAGGCAGCUCACUAAUGGCAAUCAAUCAUCUUCUGUUGUACUGUAAUAUAUUGCAGCCUUAAUUGUGGAACAGCAACUGGCUCACUAACCUUUACAACGCUUUGUAGUUGUGUAGCUAGUCCUUGUCAGGCUGUGUUGCUUGCCUUUGGUAUGAAGGAAUUAUGUGUUGAUACUGUACUAUUGGUCUUGGAAAUGCAAUAUACAAAUCUCUGAUGCUGGUGCCUGCUUUUGUCAGUGACUAUCUAUUAGCCAAGUAAAACUGCUAUAAUCCUCA